AUGGGGACAGGCAAGGUGAUGGUGGAGCUGGUGAAGAAGACCACAUGGAAAUUGAAAGCAAUAUACAGGUGCCAGCCAGGUCGGCUCUGGGUCUUCUUCAGCCUCCUCAUCCUCCUCUUGUUCACACUUCAAGUCAUUGAGAAGCUGCAGCCUCCCAGGAGCUGCCGCUGCGAGCUGGAGCGUGCCCUGCAGCAGCCCAUGGGCCAUUUGCAGCUUGGCUAUGCCCUCCAGACCCCAGGCUUGCUGUGGAAGGAGGAUCCCCAGCCCUGGCAGAGGCAAGCCGUGCCAGAUCCCACCUCAACUGAGAGCGUGCAGGAUGUUUUUCAGAUGCAUUUGUACUUCAGCCAGGAGACCCCACUGGAAAGCAAGCCAGGCAGCCCAGAGGAGCCCUGGAUGGGGCAGCCUGUGGAGAGCAGCAAGAAGGGGACAGCUCACCUUCCAUCCACGAGGCUGAAAUCCCAGCUUCUCAGCUUGAGAAAAGCAACCAGGGAGAGUCCUCCUCCGAGUCCUCCUGGGAGGACCUCCACGGUUUGGGGAGACGCCGACGCCGUCACCAGCAAGUUCAUCAUCUCUGCAAAGAGGAUGACCACAGAGGAGGCCAGGAGAACAUCCCCACCUGAGAGGACGCAGGGGGUGGCACAGAGCCAGCCUCAGCCUCCAGCCAGGAGCUCCCCUCACCACCCCUGGAGUAGCCUGCUGGAACAUGCCGUGCCAAAUUCAGCUCCCCCUCCCCACACAGAGCACUCCUACAAGACAGACCUGGACAGGGGGUCUUUCCCAAGCUGGACAGGAGUCUCUAAGGCUGAGGAGGUGACACUUGGAGAAGGCCAGGAAGCGUUUUCUCUAGAGGAGGCGUGCGAGCCCAAGACUGACAUUGUUUUCCUGAAGGUCCACAAGAGCGCCAGCAGCACGGUCAUGAACAUCCUCUUCCGCUUUGGGGAGAGGCACAACCUCACCUUUGCCUUCCCCGUGGGUGGGGGCAACCAGCUCUUCUACCCACGCCCCUUCCUGGCCAGGUUUGUGCAGGGCUUCUCCCCCAGGAGCCCUCGGCACUUCAACAUCCUCUGCCACCACAUGAGAUUUUCUCCUCCGCAGGUGCAGAAAGUGGUGUCCAGCUCAGCUGUCUACUUCUCCAUCCUGAGGAACCCCGUGCAGCUGAUGGAGUCCUCCUUCAUGUACUACAGGGGCGCGUCGGCUUUCUCCCGCGCUCGCAGCCUGGCGGAGUUCCUCAGCCAGCCCCACCGCUACUACAACCCCGCAGACAGAGACAGCCACUACGCCAGGAACCUCAUGACCUUCGACUUUGGCUUCAACCCCAACGGAGAGGUCUCUGCCCAGCGGGUGCAGCUGAUGCUGGAGGCCAUCGAGGCGUCCUUCGACUUGCUCCUCAUCUCCGAGUACUUCGACGAGUCCAUGGUGCUGCUGAAGGAGAUGUUGUGCUGGGAUCUGGACAGCGUCGUCUCCUUCCCGCUCAACACCCGGGACAGCAGCACCAAGGCUCCCCUCCCUGACACCCUCGUGGAGAAGAUAAAGGAUUGGAACAGGCUGGAUUGGGAAAUCUACACCCACUUCAACAGGACCUUCUGGGAGAGGAUCGAGCGGGACAUCGGCGGGGAGCGCCUGCGGCGGGAGGUGAAGGCGCUUCGGGCGCGACGGGCCCAGCUGGCCAGGACCUGCCUGCAAGGGACGGGCAGCGUGGCCCCCAAGGACAUCCAGGACUCCUCCCUGCGCCCUCUGCAGCACGGCAACGCCAAGAUCCUGGGCUACAACCUCAAGCAGGGCCUGGAUGAGGAGACGGAGUGGACGAGGAGACAGAGAGGCAGUGCCGGCGGCUGGUGA
This is a messenger RNA of Merops nubicus (carmine bee-eater), 1839 nucleotides long. Its product is annotated as galactose-3-O-sulfotransferase 2-like. The record is from RefSeq and is a predicted model, not a curated record. The transcript has 4 exons. The coding region runs from base 1 to 1839 and encodes 612 amino acids. Lineage: Eukaryota; Metazoa; Chordata; Aves; Coraciiformes; Meropidae. Gene Ontology annotation, cellular component: membrane. Gene Ontology annotation, molecular function: galactosylceramide sulfotransferase activity. Gene Ontology annotation, biological process: glycolipid biosynthetic process.